Myotis daubentonii (Daubenton's bat) is the source of this 3841-nucleotide messenger RNA. RefSeq names its product leucine rich repeat containing 38 (gene LRRC38). Lineage: Eukaryota; Metazoa; Chordata; Mammalia; Chiroptera; Vespertilionidae. Gene Ontology annotation, cellular component: plasma membrane. Gene Ontology annotation, molecular function: protein binding. The record is from RefSeq and is a predicted model, not a curated record.
CAUCAGGGCCAGGGGCCAGGCGGGGUCUCUGGGGCCGGUUGCCCAACAGCUGUUCCCUGGGUUAUUUUGGUCCAGCUUAUCAAUUCCAGGGUAUUUGGACCAAAAUAGCCCUCAGCAUGGUGGCUCUGUGGGGUCCUCUCCUUAGAAAAGUUUCUUAAAUAGAGAGUGGGAGGGAGGUGACCUGCCUUGCUGAGCUUUCAGCCUUGACACCUCCCUGACCUGCUUCCUUGGGGACCCAAGCUGGGAGCUGGUGGGGGAGGAGUGAGCGCUAGGAGGGAAGAGAUCAUUUUUUAAUUCGGUUUCUUGACCCCGUGGUGGUCCUCCAUAGCUGGUGACAGACGUACGACUUUUCCCCAUUUUACGGAGGGGCGCAGGGGGUCCAGAGAGGUGAGGCACAGAGGCCACAGGACAGGGAAGCCAGGCCUCCUUACCCCAGGCCACACCCCUUCGGGUGGGCCUCCUAGACCAGCAGCAGAUCCGCGCUGGCUGCUGCCCGUUCCUGACGAGCACGGGAUCAACGUGGAAAGUGCUGACUGGCCUUGGACUUCCUUUGGCCACAGCGGGGCGUCGGGGCGGCUGCCAGCCUCGAGGACUCCGAGGACCCCGCGGGCCUCGCUGAGAUUGGGGUAGGGGUUGGGAGGGAGGAAGAAAAGCCAUCCUCUGGCGCCCUGCCCAACCCCAUGGACAGGCUGGGUCGCGGCCCCCCAGGAGCCUGCCGGGAUUGCUCCGGGCGCAGGGCCACCGUGACCCGGGUUGUGCUCCCUUUGGCAACGGGGUGGCGCCCGGGGAGCGUGCUUUGGCACCUGGCGGGCGUGGGGGUGCCGGGCUCGGGGCCCGGGACACCGCCUGGGCUGGGAUGCGCUCGGUAACCGAGCUUAGUCGUCGAGGGCUCCUGGCCGAGCGCACACGGCAGCUGCUUAUCAGGUCCCCGAAGUAAGCCGUCCGGGUGGGGCCGCAUUUGGCGACCACCACUUGGCCACCCUCGCCGCUCCCGUCUCUCCCCCGGGAUUUAACAGCGGGUUAACUUCCUGUCCUGGCAAAUCCUUCCCGAGUCCCUCGCCCCUCCCUCCCGGCUCCCCCUCCCCGCCCCCCCCCCUUGGUCCCUUCCGCUCCGGGCUCCCCUAGUCCGCCCGCGCUGCGCUCACUCGCCCCCGCGCGCCCGGGCGCACGCCCUCCCCGCCCCGGCCGCCCUCCGGCUCCCAGCGCCCUGCCCUUCCGGGAGCCGGUCCGCGUCGCCGCGGCUCGCGCGGGUCAGCCAUGCGCCCCCGCACCGCCCCCCGCGCCCCCGCGGGACCCGCCGCCGCCGCGCUCGGGCUCUGCAGUCUCCUGCUGCUGCUCGGGCCCGGCCGCGCCUGCCCCGCGGGCUGCGCCUGCCCCGACCCGCACACCGUGGACUGCCGCGGCCGCGGGCUGCCCAGCGUGCCCGACCCCUUCCCGCUGGACGUGCGCAAGCUGCUGGUGGCCGGCAACCGCAUCCAGCGCAUCCCCGAGGACUUCUUCAUCUUCCACGGCGACCUGGUCUACCUGGACUUCAGGAACAACUCGCUGCGCUCGCUGGAGGAGGGCACGUUCCGCGGCUCGGCCAAGCUCGCCUUCCUGGACCUCAGCUACAACAACCUGACCCAGCUGGGCGCCGGCGCCUUCCGCUCGGCCGGGAGGCUGGUCCGGCUGAGCCUGGCCAACAACCGCCUGGAGGGCGUGCACGAGGCGGCCUUCGAGACCCUGGAGUCGCUGCAGGUGCUGGAGCUCAACGACAACGACCUGCGCAGCCUCAGCGUGGCCGCCCUGGCCGCGCUGCCCGCGCUGCGCUCCCUGCGCCUGGACGGCAACCCCUGGCUCUGCGACUGCGACUUCGCCCACCUCUUCACCUGGAUCCAGGAGAACGCGUCCAAGCUGCCCAAAGGCCUCGAUGAAAUCCAGUGCUCCCUGCCCCCCGAGAACAGGAGGGUGUUCCUGCGCCAGCUGUCGGAGGCCAGCUUCAGUGAGUGCCGGUUCAGCCUCUCGCUCACAGACCUGUUCAUCAUCAUCUUCUCGGGCGUGGCCGUGUCCAUCGCCGCCAUCAUCUCCAGCUUCUUCCUGGCCACCGUGGUGCAGUGCUUCCAGAGGUGCACCCCCAACAAGGACGCCGAGGAGGAGGACGAGGAUGAGGACGACUGAGCCCCCCCUCCCGUUCCUCGCUUUCCAGAACCCACGCUCGUGGCUCCCCUCGGAGGAGAGAGGGAAAUGCUGAGACCCACACGGGCAGUGCCCUGAGCCACCCAGAGUGGCGCCUGUUCCACGCCUGGGACCCGGGGGCGCACCGGGUGGGACCUCCGACCUCAGAGUGUAGAAUCCACAGCUCGAGGAGCUCAGGAAGGCUUCCUGGAGGAGGGGCUGCCACUCAGCAUGGGGUGUGCGUGGGGAGAUGAUGGAGUCUGGCUUCACAGCCGCCGGUGGGAAUCCAGCCCAGGGGACACGAGACGUGCAGUGCUCGCCCACAAUGAUGACUUUGUGACAUCCACGGCUCUGGCCUGGCCUGGGCCGCCAUGAUGCACCUCCUCCCUCCCAGGAGGCGGCUGCUCAGACAGUGGGGGUCGGGGUUCAGGUCCCUCUACCCCAUUUGGCUAACAUGGCACCAAGGAGAAAGCCAAGAACUGGCCAGAGUGUGUUUGUUGUUCCAUUUUGGUUGGGGAAACUUUUGUGGACAGAAACCAAACCUUGACCCUUAUCCCCUCGAGGCAGCGACCCACGGAGCAAGGACAGUCGCUUUGAGCAGUCCUGAUGGGCUCUGCUCAGAGUCACUCUUCCCUCUGGCGUUGUUUCCCCUCCUCGUCCCCAGACCUGUCCCUGAGUCGCUCCCCAGCCUUCCCCCCGCUGGCACUGCUCCAAACUCGCCAGCUCCAGAAUUUGCACAGAAACCUUCCCGGAGGCCAGGCUUCAGAGAGCAGGAGGCAUCGGACCCACAAAAUGGUAAAGACAUGAAACGAACGAACUGGGACUCGGCCUCUGAAACCCUCCCCCAGCGGCCUCGGGCUGUGUGUGAUGUGAUUUUGGAGCCCAGGUCGUGGCAGGCAGUGAUUACCAGCGCGGGGAAUGCAGCGCUUUGGUUCUGAGGUAGCACAACACCAGCAGUGUCAUGGGCCCAGCGGGGUAAUGCGAGGCGACACGCGUUAGCAGCUCUGGGCCUUGUGGGGACUGACGGGGGCUCACGAGAAGCUGUGGGAUGUUUCUGGCAUCACGCCUCCAUUAUUUCUCACAAUACACUCCUUACGUGAUUCCUCCAUUGCUCCUUUCCGUCUCCUGAAUGUUUGCUAAGCGCCAGGCAUUGAAUAAGACAGGCCCCUGCUCGCGUGGGCCUUGUAUUACUAUGGGUGGAACAUAAACAGGUAAGCAAAACUGAAAUUGCAAGUAGUGAUGGGCACCAUGAAGGAAAUAAAUGAGGCCUUGUGGCAGAGUAACUGGUAGAAACCACUCAAGAGUGGGCAGUUGGGUGUACUAGCGAGGGUUCUCUAGAGAAACAAAACCAGCAAGAGAUAGGUAUAUCCUAUCUAUCUACCUACCUACCUAUCUACCUAUCUGUCUUUCUAUCCCCCGCAACCUGGGGAUAUACCCUGACCGGGAAUUGAAUGGUGGCCACCUGGUUCAUAGGUCAGCGCUCAACCACUGAGCCAGUUUGGUCCGGUUUUGUGGUGGGUUGAAUCCACAGAUCCAAAACCUGGGGAUGUAGAGGGCUGACUAUAUAUUUAUUGAAAAAAAUCCCCAUAUUUGUGGACCCGUAUAGUUCAGACUGGUACUGUUCAGAGGGACCUGUAUUUUUGGGGAUGGAGUCUCUCUUGGGCUUUAAGCCAGUUUGAACUGGCAC